Molecule: messenger RNA, 1969 nt
Organism: Rubroshorea leprosula
Lineage: Eukaryota; Viridiplantae; Streptophyta; Magnoliopsida; Malvales; Dipterocarpaceae
Source: the annotation of a GenBank genome assembly
CAUUAAGUUGCAAAUCGCUUUCAUGCACUGUAUUAGAUAUUUUCGUCAUUGAAUACGGAUUGUAAGCUAAUGAUCUGGUCAGAAUGUUCUUUAUAAAUUCAUUUAAGUGGUUUGAUUAAUAUUUCCCUUUUUUCUUUUAAUUUUUGUUUUGCAGGGAUUGUGGGAAACAAGUCUAUUUGGGUAUGGAUAUGUGAUUGAUUUUUUAUUGAAUGGGGAACUUGUAAACAUAAUUUUCGUUACUUCUAUUUUAGGGAUGUUUUAAAUUAAUCUUUGUGUGCGUUUAUUUAGGUGGAUUCGACACUGCGCAUGCUGCUGCUAGAGCCUAUGAUCGAGCUGCUAUUAAGUUCAGGGGUGUUGAUGCUGAUAUCAACUUCAAUCUGAGUGAUUAUGAGGAGGAGAUGAAACAGAUGAAGAAUCUAGGCAAAGAAGAAUUCGUGCACAUUCUCCGUCGCCAAAGUACUGGUUUCUCAAGGGGGAGCUCGAAAUAUCGAGGGGUGACACUGCACAAAUGUGGCAGAUGGGAAGCACGAAUGGGACAAUUCCUUGGCAAAAAGUGAGCAACCACUUUAAUUCUGUUUUAACAUUAUCAUGCAAAAAUAUGGAGUUUGAGUGCCUUUUGAUUGUCAUCUGAGAAUUAGUUUCAAAUUAGUUUCAAUGGAAAAUCAAUUCUAAGAUGCCUAUUUCAAAGAAGAAAUGAUUGGGGAUGGUGUUUCAUCGUGGAGAUUACGAUGCUUGCGUGCAGGUAUAUUUAUCUUGGGCUAUUCGACAGUGAAGUAGAAGCUGCAAGGUCCAAAUCAUCAUGAAUUACACUCUACCUGAUAUGAAUUUAUUACCCUGAAUUCUCAACCUCAAUAAGGUUCCAUCCAACACUAGUCUACCUUUUGAUUUUUCUGGAAAUCAGGGCUUAUGACAAGGCAGCUAUCAAAUGUAACGGAAGGGAGGCAGUCACCAACUUUGAGCCUAGAACAUACGAAGGGGAGAUGACUUUUGAGGCCAGUAGUGAAGGCAAUAAUCACGACCUUGAUCUUAACUUGGGGAUUUCUCCACCAGUUCGCAGUGGUCCCAAGGAAAAUGAGGGACAUCUCCAGUUUCAUUCCCGCCCUUAUGAUGUGGAAGGUGGAAGGAGUUUGAUGAACCCUGCUGUGGCUACAUUGGGUGGUAUGCCCUUCAAUGGAUCAGUGAAGACUACAGAUCAGCCUAAUUUCUGGACUGGUGUAUAUCCUAGUUUUUUCUCCAGUGAGGAAAGGGAAACGAUAAAAAAGAUUGAUUUAGGUUCUUCCCAAGGUCUCCCUGAAUGGGGAUGGCAAAUGAAUGGUCAGGUCACCGCUACCUCAAUGCCACUGUUCUCAACUGCAGCAUCAUCAGGAUUCUCAUUUGCGGCUACACUUCCUUCUGCUGCCACCCUUCCAACAAAACCACUCAACCCAACAGCGAACCAUAAUCUCUGUUUUGCUCCGCCUGCUACGGCUGUCGCCAACAACCCUGAAAUCUAUUAUCAGCUCAGACCACCACAUGCACCGCCAUAGCCCUAUCUCUCAUCUUAUUGUUGGUGCAAAAGAAACAAUAGCUUCAGCUGCAAUUGAAUCAGUUAUGAUUCCAAGUGUUGAUUGGUACAAGUAAAAAAUGUUUGUUUUUGUUAACUGGAAAAUUAUACUUAUGUUGAUAUAUGAAGAAAAAUCCUAAUCCCAUACUUGGCUGACAUUAUAUGGAAUAAAGGUGUUGGAUCUCAACUUCCUAAAAUAUGAUGUGUGUUUAAACCUUUGAGGUGGAGAUCACCACAACUAACUUGUCUCUUUUGUGUGUCAUUUCAUCUUUGUUGACGAUAAUAUUGUCUGCAUUUGGGGUUUUCCCCCUAAGGUCCCCACAGCCCUCAAACUACAAAAUGUAUACUUGUUCGUAAACCUUUGCCAAUCCAAGGUGUGCUCAAGGCAGACAUGAAUAUGUUGCUACAUAAAUUGCUUAUAAUGUU